AUGCUAGAACAAUCUGGAUGCAUUGUUGGUGAUUGCCUCAAAAUUCACUGCGCCUUGAUCGUGACCAAGGAGCCACCAGUGAUUAAGGUCAUCUAUUGUGGCAAUGUCCAUCUGCCGCCAUCCAGCAUCAUAGAGAAGCUCCAGAAGUUGUUGGAGACACAGGAGUCAUGUGACAUUUGUAGUUCAAGGGAGGAGUUCCCUGCCCAUAAGCUCGUGAUGGCAAUGCAAUCACCGGUCUUCAAAGCAGAUAUCUAUGGCACGAUGAUGGAGAAGGAUAUAACUCGUACUGUCGUCCCUGAUAUGCAACCGUCUGUAUUUAGGGCUCUUCUCCAUUUCAUCUAUACCGAUUCGCCCCCUCUCUUGGGCAAUCUUGAUGGGAGUAACAGGAAAGAGAUGAUCAAGCAUUUGCUUGUUGCCGCAGACCGGUACGCCAUGGAAAGGCAGAAGCUAUUAUGCGAAAUCUCCUUGCGCAAAGUGCUUGAUGUCAAGACUAUGAUGAAUAUGCUAGAUUUGGCCGAUUGA
Molecule: messenger RNA, 522 nt
Organism: Brachypodium distachyon (stiff brome)
Lineage: Eukaryota; Viridiplantae; Streptophyta; Magnoliopsida; Poales; Poaceae
Product: BTB/POZ and MATH domain-containing protein 3-like
Exons: 1
Coding region: 1-522 (173 amino acids)
Biological process (GO): protein ubiquitination
Molecular function (GO): protein binding
Source: RefSeq, a predicted model, not a curated record